UCUUGUAGAAGAAAUGGCGCUUACACCAAAAUUUUCAUAUGAAAUUUACAGGUGAAAUGUGAAAAAGGGGGCUGAAGGGAAAUCGAAGAAAUCAGUGAAAUUGAAGCUAUGCAAUCGAAGAUUAACAGCUUCUUUAAGCCAUUUUCUUCUUCUUCAUCAUCGAUUACGCACAAAAGUGUAGAUUCAUCUCAAAUCUGCAGUGAUGAUUUUGAGUAUAAGAAGGUACAGCCAGAAAUUUUGGUUACAUACCAGCGAAGACCUCAAAAUCCAAAUGGGCAAAUGAAUGGUGCAUCAACUGGUGAAGCAUCCAAGGAAAUAGACUUGGAGGUGGCAAAGUCCGGGAAAAUUCUGAAUAAGAAGAGAAAGUAUGCCCAGUUCUAUUUGGAACUCGGGCAGUCUGAUUUUUUAUUCCAUACUUGUACUAACUGUGGAUUCAAAUAUGCCAAAGGUGAUGAAGAGGAUGAAAAGUUUCAUAAAACGUUUCACAAGAAUUAUACGCAUGGUAUUCCAUUGAAGGGUUGGCGGAAUGAAAGAAUUAUUCGAAUUCCUUCACUUGAAAUUGGGCGAAUCAUCUUGGUGCUGGACGAUGAUCCUACUCCUCAGAAAAACAAGGUAAAGGAAGUUGUGAAGAUGAUGGGGAUGGAACUUGGAGAUGGGUGGAUAUAUCAUCAGCUAUGCAAGGUGUAUCUGUUUAUAUCUUCUCAAAGAAUAUCUGGAUGUCUGGUAGCAGAGCCCAUUAAGAGGGCUUAUAAGAUACUCUCAAGGCCAGAAGAUAGCAGGUGCAAUGUUUCACCUGAGAAGGAAGCAAGACAGACUUCAACCACGCUUCAAUUUGGGGGAGUGAGUUUCCAGAGGGAAAUGGUAAGAAGAAAUCAACCAACCAAAAGCUGUGAAGAGUCUGAUGAAAGCGUCAGUGGAGUAGUGUUGUGUGAGAAGGAAGCGGUAUCUGCUGUAUGUGGCAUUAGAGCCAUUUGGGUCACGUCCUCCAACAGAAGAAAGCAUAUUGCCAGCUAUUUACUUGAUGCUGUUAGGGAAAGUUUUUGCAAGGAUUUAGUUCUUAAACAGUCCGAGUUAGCCUAUUCUCAGCCAACCUCAGCUGGAAAAGCCUUCAUCUCGAGUUAUGCAAGGAGCAACUCGUUCUUGGUUUAUACAACAUCUGAUUUGUAGCAAGUAAGGGAUCCUCCCGCGAACUAGUCUCCAAGAAGGAACUACAACUCUGCAAUAAAGAUUGAUGUAAAGGCGUAUCCUUUGGCAGCAAUAGAAGCUUUCUUCUUUUGCUUUUUUCGCAGAAUGCAAAGCAUCAACGACAGCCCUAGGAGCAACAUGUUUCUACUCUGCCUCGCGGAAACAGGUAGUAAAAGUACUGGGACUGAUGACCUUAAUAGUAUACCCUUCUUGCUUUAGUGCAGUAUUCUCCUUCAACCUUUGGCUACAUUAGCAUAUAUUAUAUGAAAUUAGAUGCCUUUUUGCUAUAUAUUUAUGCAAAAUCAUAGGACUUUUAUUUUGGAACUUUUUGGUUAUGAUGAUGUUUUACACACUGAAGAUUGAGCAUUUGGUACUUUUGGAGUCUUUUUGUAGGCCGCUCUUCGGGGCGAUAAAGUGGACAAUCCCUUACUGUGACUUGCAUGAA
Molecule: messenger RNA, 1630 nt
Organism: Solanum pennellii
Lineage: Eukaryota; Viridiplantae; Streptophyta; Magnoliopsida; Solanales; Solanaceae
Product: protein CHROMOSOME TRANSMISSION FIDELITY 7-like
Exons: 6
Coding region: 109-1167 (352 amino acids)
Biological process (GO): mitotic sister chromatid cohesion
Cellular component (GO): nucleus; chromatin
Molecular function (GO): protein-lysine-acetyltransferase activity
Source: RefSeq, a predicted model, not a curated record